Ilex paraguariensis (yerba mate) is the source of this 2927-nucleotide messenger RNA. NCBI's taxonomy places the organism in Eukaryota, Viridiplantae, Streptophyta, Magnoliopsida, Aquifoliales, Aquifoliaceae. The record is from the annotation of a GenBank genome assembly.
AUACGGCUAUACCCCCCAUAAAAACCCCAACCCGAAACAUAAACACACACUAAAAACCCACAUAAACCCUUUCUACAUUUUGUCUUUGCAUUCAAUUACUUCAACACUAGAUCUUCAGCAAAAGCUCUUCUUCAACUUCAAUUUGGUUUCUGCUUUCUGUGUCUCUUUGUUCACCCAAAAAUGGCCUCAGAACAAGCCGUGGACAAAGUGCCAGUACCCCUUUUCAAGUAUUCCAAGAGGGUGAUCUUGAAAACCUUAUUGGGUCGUGCCGAUGGUGGGGUGGGAUUGGUCGGAGAGAGAGUGGUGGUUGGAGGAUGGGUUAAGUCUUCCAGGGAGAUGAGAAAGGAGCCCUCACCGUCACCGCCCACAAAUGUUGCUAAUCCUGAGGGAAGCCCAAAUGAUGUGAGCUGUGUGGAAGUUUUUCAAUCUCGCGUACCAUUUUUCAGGGCAAUUAUAAAGGUCUUGUUGGGAAGCGAUGGUCGUCUUCGCGAAAAGUCGGAUCCGAUUACUCCGAAGCUCCCUCCCCUUUCAGUAUCAAUUCUGCAAAUUAGUGAUGGUUCUUGUGUUUUCAAUCUUCAGGUUCUGGUGGAUUCAUCUAUGGCUCCUCCCAGCCAGCUGAUGCCCUCUGGAACUUGUAUAUUACUAGAAGGAAUAUUGCAGGAGCCAAAAAUAAAAGGAAAACAUGUUAUUGAGCUCAAAGCAGAGCAAAUUCUACAUGUUGGCAUUGUUGAUCAAGAUAAGUAUCUCUUAUCAAGGAAACGUUUGCCACUGGAUUUGUUAAGGGAUUGUUCCCAUUUUGGACCGCGAACGACAACGGUGGCAACUGUCACGCGAAUUCGUAAUGCCCUGACUCAAGGGGCUCAUACCUUCUUCCAAAGCCAUGGGUUUCUUUAUGUUCAAGUGCCCAUAAUUACAAGCACAGAUUAUGAAGGACUUGGUGAGAAGUUCCAUGUGACAACUCUGUUGAGCAAAGAAAUUGUGGAGUCAAGUACCAUGACUGAUGCUGGAGAUGUUGGCCUUGAAGCUGUGAAGGAUUCUAUAAGGCAAAAAAACAAGCAAGUUGAAGACCUCCAGAGAACCGAAAGCAAUAAAGAAGCUCUGCUUGCUGCAGUUCAGGAUCUCAAGAAAACAAAUGAGCUAGCAUUACAGCUGGAAGCUAGAGAGAAAACGAAGUCUGUAACCUCGGAUAAAGCCAAGAUUGCUCGCUUCUCUGAAGAUUUCUUUUCUCGCCCCACUUAUCUGACAGGUUGUGGUAGCCUUCAUCUCGAGAGCUAUGCAUGUGCCCUUGGAAAUGUUUACACAUUUGGACCUAGAUUUCGGGCUGAAAGAUCAGAAUUCCAAAAGUCUUUAGCAGAGAUGUGGAUGAUAGAGGUUGACAUGGCGUUCUCACAAUUAGAGGAUGCCAUAAAUUGUGCAGAUGACUUUUUGAAGUUCCUCUGCAAAUGUAUUUUGGAAAAUUGCUCUGAAGAUCUGUCCUUCAUCUCAAAACGAAUUGACAAAACCGUUGUGGAUUGCCUUCAGUCUGUGAUAUCAAGUUCAUUUGAAAAGAUCUCCUAUGCAGAAGCAGUGGAUAUUCUUAAACGGGUUACGGAGAAGACAUUUGAGACCAAAAUUGAGUGGGGUGUUCCUCUAGCUGAAGAACAUGAAAGUUAUUUGACUGAAGAGAUCUACAAAAGGCCUGUGAUCAUAUACAAUUAUCCAAAAGAGCUUAAGCCAUUCUAUGUGCGCCUGAAUGAAGAUGGGAAGACAGUCGCAGCAUUUGAUGUGUUUGUACCAAAGGCUGGAGCUUUGAUUCGAGGUAGCCAAAAUGAGGAGCGCCUGAGUAUGUUGAGUACAAGGAUUAAGGAAUUGGGGUUGGCCAAGGAGCAGUAUGAAUGGUAUCUAGAUCUUCGCAGGCAUGGCACUGUCAAACACUCUGGCUUUAGUCUUGUGUUUGAUAUUCUGGUCCUCUAUGCUACUGGCCUCAAGGAUGUCCGAGAUGUUAUCCCUUUCCCCAGAAGCAUUGGUAAAGCCAUUAACUGAUUUCACUUCCAGCAAAACCAUCACUCCAAGAUUGGAGAGAGCUAUUUAAAACUCCAUGCACAGAAGAUAAAAAGAUCCAUACAUAGCAUACUGUAAUUACAUACAAACAGGCCAAUCUUCUUUUGUGUACUGCAAUAAUGAUUCCGGUUUGAUGCUCUUGUAUAAAUACAGAAAUUCAAAAGUGAAAUUUCAAACAGAAAUGAAAUUGUGCAGUAAGUUUCUGCUUUAUUUUGUUGCAAACUAAUCUGACACGACACCGACUAAGGCUUAGAAACAACGGAUAUAUAACUGGCCAUUGAAGUAUCGACUGAGGUGUCUUGCUUAUCAAGAGGAAAAUAAAAAGGAUAGAGCUCAUAUCGGACAUAACAACUGCUGUAUAGAACCCGACACCCCCUCCGAUUGUCGCAGAAGUUGGGGAAGUUGCCAACGGCUAUGGCCAGACACUGAGCACAAGAUAGUGGCGAUAGGUCCCUUGUGCAUUGCACCAAGGCAUAAAGUGUUAAAAAAGGUGACAGUGUAGUCUUUCCUUUCCCAAGCCCUUUGUUUGCAGGCACAACGGCUUCUGAACUAAUAUUAUCCAUCAGGGCUCCAAGUUGUUUGUUGAAAGUUUCAGGGUCUGUCACAUUAUUGACAUUGUAGUAGUAAAUACCAAAACCCGUGUCGACGACCCCGAAGAAAUCUUCUGUGGUAUACCUUAGGAAGCAAUACUCGUACCAAAUCCUGGCAUCGGCUUCGUUUGGACAACCUUUUCGGAUUUCUGUUGCUGCUUCGUUGAUGCAGUCUGAGCAGUCUUUGGUGCUCACGUCCCCUCUACAUUGUGCCAGGCCAUAGACUUGGGAUUCAGCUUUACCAUAGGAAGUAGCAGUGAAUCCAUUUUGGGCAGUGCUCUGAACCAGUUUAGCUAA